UUUUGGCUGCAGGCUGCGACGCAAGGGAACGAACAUGGAGCAAGUCGGCGCCAAGCUUCUGGACAUGAACGUCCCGCUGGACGUCGCGAUGCUGGACGAAGUCGUGGCGUGCAUGCAGAACCCCAAUAAUCCCCAUCAUGCGAUGGCUAACGAGAUCAUGGUCGCCUUCCAGGCCCACCAGGACUCGUGGACACGGGUGUCGCAAAUUCUCGAAACAUCCACGUACCAACCGACAAAGUACUUUGGGUUGCAGAUUUUGGAAGACGCGAUCAAAUACAAGUGGUUUAUCAUGCCCAAGGAGCAACGCGAAGGGAUCAAGCAGUACAUUGUAGGCAAAAUCUUGAACUUGGCAGCGGACGAGUCGACCAUGCGAAAGGAGCGUCUCUUCAUCAGCAAGCUCAACCUCGUGCUUGUCCAGGUGUUGAAGCACGAAUGGCCCAAGAACUGGCCUAGCUUCAUCACGGACAUUUGCACGUCGAGCCAGAAAUCCGAAGUGCUGUGCGAAAACAACAUGCUCAUCCUCAAGCUGCUGAGCGAAGAGAUCUUUGACUUCUCCAAGGACCAAAUGACUGAAAAGAAGACCAAGGCGCUCAAGGAGUCGCUCAACCACGAGUUCGUGCAGAUCUUCCGCCUCUGCGAGUUCGUCCUGGACAAAUCGACGCACAUUCCACUGCUGACCAUCACUCUUCAAACCCUCCUGCGCUUCCUCUCGUGGAUCCCGCUUGGGUUCAUCUUCGAGACCAACCUCGUCGAGACCCUCGUCAAAAAGUUCUUUGCCACGCAAGCCUUUCGAAAUGAUACCAUUGCCUGCCUCAGCGAAAUCGCCCAGCUCACGGACGUCCCCCAGACGUACGACAAUGUGUAUGUGCAAAUGUACUUGGCGAUUUUGCACGAAUUGUCUCGCAUUGUUCCCCCGGGCCACUCGAUGGAGCGCAUCCACCACCUCGACAGCGUGUUUGUUCAAGGUCUGUCGCUGUUUUUCACGAAUUUCUUCCGGCACCACAUCCGCGUGAUCGAGCAGCCCAUCACCCGCCCAAGUGACGAAGCCCAUAUUGCCUUGUUGACUGGGUUCCAGUACCUCGUGAGCAUCAGCGAAGUGGACGACGACAACAUUUUCAAGAUCUGCUUGGAUUACUGGCACCUUCUCACGCGGGACCUGUACUCGAUCGACCAAACCCAAGCCCAGUCGCACGGGAUGAACGUACUUGCGUUGACACGUCGAGGGGCGGAACCGGAUCCGUUGACCCGCAAGAGUCUGUUGAAGGUGAUUCUAUCGCGGCUUCGGGUGGUGAUGAUCUCCAAGAUGGUCAAACCGUCCGAGGUGCUGAUUGUUGAGGACGAGAAUGGCGAGAUCGUUCGCGAAACGACCAAGGACACGGAGGCUCUGAGUCAGUAUAAGACCAUGCACGAAGGACUGGUGUACCUCACGCACUUGGACUACGACGACACGGAGAACAUCAUGCUCGAGAAACUCACAGACCAAGUCGAAGGCAACGGGUGGUCGUGGAACAACCUAAACACGCUGUGCUGGGCGAUCGGGUCGAUUUCUGGGGCCAUGAGCGAAGAGAACGAGAAGCGGUUCUUGGUGACAGUGAUCAAAGAUCUGCUGGGUCUGUGCGAGAUGAAGCGGGGUAAGGACAACAAGGCCGUGGUGGCGUCCAACAUCAUGUACGUGGUGGGGCAGUACCCGCGGUUUCUGCGCGCGCACUGGAAGUUCCUCAAGACUGUCGUGAACAAGCUGUUUGAGUUUAUGCACGAACUACACCCGGGCGUGCAAGAUAUGGCGUGCGACACGUUCCUAAAGAUCGCGCAAAAGUGUCGGCGCAAGUUUGUCGUGUUGCAGCCGGGCGAGCCGUACCCGUUUGUGGAAGAGCUCAUGAUGGAGCUGCCGAAAACCGUGAGCGACCUGGAACCCCAUCAGCUGCACACGUUUUACGAAGCGGUGGCGUCCAUGUUGGCGGCCGAGACCAUCCCCGCGCGCAAGGACACGCUCGUGGCCGAGCUCAUGAAGCUCCCGAACGCGGCGUGGCAGAAUCUCAUGCAGCAAGCCGCGCACAACGUGGACGUGCUCUUCGAUGCGCAAGCGGUCAAGGAGAUCGUCAAGAUUAUCCGCACCAAUGGCAACGUGUGCAAAGCCAUCGGGCCCAACGGGUUCAACGCGCAGAUGGGCACUUUGUUUCAGGAUCUGCUCAAUGUGUACCGCACGUAUACGCAGCGGAUCGCGCAGCGCGUGGCCCAGGGCGGCGACAUCGCGACCAAGUCGGCCGAGGUGCGCAGUCUCCGCAGCGCCAAGAAGGAAAGCCUCCGCCUGUUUGAAGCGUUCGUCGAGCACUCUAGCGCCGACGACAAUGGGCGGCAGACGAUCGCGCGCCACUUUUUGCCGCUCUUGCUUGAGGUUGUCUUGAGCGACUACAAGACGACCGUCGCAUCCGCCAAGGAGGCAGAGGUGCUGACGCUGCUGGCCACGUGCAUCAGUAAACUCAAGGCUGCGGUGGCCCCCGCCGCCCCCGGCAUGCUCGAAGCCGUGUUUGAGUGCACGCUGCAGAUGAUCACGCGCAACUUUGAAGACUUUCCAGAGCACCGAGUUAACUUUUUCAAACUGCUCAAAGCCGUCAACGAGUUUUGCGUCGAUGCGCUGUUUAAUAUCCCAUCCGAACACUUUAAGCUCGUCGUCGACUCGAUCGUGUGGGCGUUCAAGCACACGGAGCGCAACGUUGCCGACACGGGACUUGAAACGCUGUUUGCGCUGUUGCUCAACGUGCGCGAGAACGAGACGCUGGCCGCGAGCUUUUACCGGUCGUUCUACUUGUCGCUUUUGCAGGACAUUUUGGUCGUGCUGACGGAUCGCCUGCAUAAAUUUGGGUUUAAAAUGCACGCAGCUUUGCUCAAGCACAUGUUUUCGCUCGUGGAAAUGAACCAGGUGAACGUGCCGCUGUGGGAGUCGCUGCCGGGGAUGCCGCCGGUGAUGCCAGUGGGCCAGACCAACUCGCAAUUCCUCAAGGAAUACGUGGCCAACAUGAUCUCGACGUCGUUUCCAAACAUGUCCCCAGCCCAAGUCCGUGCGUUUGUGGUGGGGUGUUUUGAUAUGACGAAAGACUUGGCUGCUUUCAAGAAGCAUUUGCGUGACUUUUUGGUCAACGUCAAAGAGUUUGCGGGCGAAGACAACGCCGACCUGUUUCUGGAGGAGAGUCUGGCGAUGACUCAGGAGCGUCUGGCGCGUGAAACGAACGCGCGGCUGGCCGUGCCCGGCCUCGUGAACCCCCAUGAACGACCGGAUGCGAAUGCGGAUGACAUGGCCGACUUGUAAUGCAAAAUCAAAUACAUACACUCGCCAUUGUGUCGGUAUUGUCGAUAAACGUACGG
Molecule: messenger RNA, 3363 nt
Organism: Aphanomyces astaci
Lineage: Eukaryota; Oomycota; Saprolegniomycetes; Saprolegniales; Verrucalvaceae
Exons: 12
Coding region: 35-3307 (1090 amino acids)
Biological process (GO): ribosomal large subunit export from nucleus; ribosomal small subunit export from nucleus; protein export from nucleus
Cellular component (GO): cytoplasm; nucleus
Molecular function (GO): nuclear export signal receptor activity; small GTPase binding
Source: RefSeq, a predicted model, not a curated record